AUGGAAUCUGACAACUUGCUGGGACAAGAGUCCCGGCACCAGGGAUCUGGUAGCUUUCAGGAUUCUCAGACUGCGGAGCCUGGUACUGACACAAUAUUGGAUGGUCACCCAACUGCUCCUCCGGUACCGUCAAAUGGCGAUUCCAAAAGCAAACCUGGCAACAGUACUUCUGAGCAUAGUCCUAUUAUAGUGAGUUCUGCUCUACCCGAAAUUUCAUCUUUGAACGAUACUCACGGAGCUUUUGACGAAUAUGAUGAUAGCUAUGAUAUUUACGACAGUGAUGACAGUUUUGACGACGACGACACCAACUUUAGCGACGAAGACAUUGCAGCCGUUUUGUACGGGGCCGGAAGCUUGGACCAAGUUAGCGAUCUUGAGGCAAUUGGAAGACUUGGUAGCUUGAAUCUCAGCAACAUUAAUAGCAUUGAAGGAAUUAGUUUGUUAGACGACAGUGACACAGACAGUGAUUAUAGCGACGACAGCGAUGCGAGCGACGACGUCAACUACAUCAAUUAUCUAAAUGGCAUUAGUGAUGCAAAUAAUAUGAAUGGUAUUAGUAAAGGUCACAAUGCAAUGGGAACUGAAGGUGUGACCAGCACAGAUGACAGUAAUGGCAUUGGCCUUUCGGGGGAUGAAGAUCUCAGUUUCACACAAGAGAAUGAGAGCGAUGGCAGCAAUGAUAGCAACAGCGGCGACGAAGGCUCAGACAAUGAUGAAGACAGUGACCGGAAUCAUUUAAGUGAUAUCAAUGAUGAAAGUGAUGAGAGCUAUGAUGGCAGUGAGGAAGCAUCUAGUGAUACUAGUGAUGCUAGUGAAGAUGAAGAUGACGAUGAUGAUGAUGAUGAUGAAAGCGGUGGAAGUGAUGACAGCGACGACAGCGACAGUGCGAAUCAGAGCAGCCGCGCUUAUUUGGAAAAUUUCCGCAAUGAUAUCCGAAAAGGUACUAGUCGCAUGUUCCCCAAGAUUGAUCCCAUGGACAAUAAUGAUCUCGAGGCGUUGAAUGAGGCGGCAAAGAAUAAUAAAAUUAAAAAUCUCUUGGCCGAGCUACAAAUUGAAAAUCAGAUAAAGGCUGGAGCAGAAAACCUGCUAAAAAUUUAUGAUCGAGAAAACAAAAAGGAACGAAAGCUACAAGCAACCUCUGAGCUUAACGCUGCAAACACAAAAAUUACAUCCAUCAAGCAAGAACUUGCAGGAUUAGGCGUCACAGAAUACGACAACUAUCAUUCACAGCUUAAUAAAGGAUUCUCAUAUUUUAGAAAAAGCAAUGAGUUGACUCCUCUUGAUGGUAACUCUACUACAACUCUCGACAGCGUUGUGUCGACAGACCCAGAACCUAACCCCAUUUGGUCUUUAAGCGAUGUUUUACAGGCACUUGAAGAUCUACAGUACGCCGACGUUAAACUCAUAAUUGACAAAUCUAACGAGCUUGUUUCGCUGCUCCAAAAGUACCCGCACUUAAAAUACGACAUUUCAUCUCCCAAAAUAAUAGAUCGCAUCCGGUUCCUUUUAUUGCAUGAGCACAGCGAGGUUGCUGCAGCUGGUUAUAGAAUUGCACGCUAUACAAUUACAGAUAUGAAUUCAGUCAAGUCAUUAAAACACAUUAAUAUUGACUUGUUUAUCAUUCGAACCAUGACUAAAGACACCAAGUGCAUCUUUGAACGCAUCCACGCGCUCAAAUUUUUGCGAACGGUUCUUGACAUGCCCAAUGGUCCUGAUGAGAUGCCUGUUGGUGUGAUACAAGCACUUGUUUCUGUUGCAGAGCAAAGCGACGAUAAAUUAAGAAGCAUGUCUCUUGAAACUCUUGCUGAGAUUUUUGUACAAAAACCAUUUCUUAUAUAUCACGGUGGUGGUAUUCGUGUUUUACUACAAGCCAUUGUUGACGGCCCAUUUGAGUUAUCAAAGUCUAUAACUAUGGCAUUUACCUAUGUCAUUGAACAGCCACAGAAUCGAAAGAUUCUUCGCAAUGGCAAGGAUCUACAAUGCUUGAUUUCACCAUUCACUGACAAUAUUUCUAAAAGUCAUGGUAAUAUUGAAAAACUUCAGAGCUGUGCGACUGUUUUAACAGCACUUUUGAAAACCUGGCCUGGCCUAUGCAUUUUUUCUAGAGACCAGUUUGGCUACUUGAAGUCGCUAAUCAGCAGUUUUCAAUACCCCAACUCACUCAUUCGUGAAACUCUAAUGGAUAUAUUUUUUUCAAUUUUCCAUGUGAAAAUCAGGUCCUGGACACCUUCAUAUCUUGCUGGACGUCGGUUGACGACAUUGGCACAGGCGGACUUUAAAGCAUUUUUCAAAUCCGGGGUAUUUUCUGGUGAUCUCCAAGAAACAACCUCUAGGUUUAUCAACCACUAUAUUUCACUGGUUCUUGUUAUUUUAAUUAAGUGUGGCCUUGUCAAAAACCUGUUGAUUGUCUUAAAUGAUCAAAAUGAUUUGUUCAAUUCGCGUAAAGCUUCACUACUAUUGGUAGAAAUGCUGAAUCUUGGCUCGCGACUCUUGCCCACCAAGAGCUUAUCACAGCUGGUCGACAUGCCAGACUUAUGGACAUUGCCUUCGUCCAACUUGUCUUCCAUAUCACGUCAUAGGCCUUCACUAUUAACUGUAUCGGAAGCAACAGCCACAGUGCCUGCAGCUGCUGGCGGCAGCGGGCCUCAUAGCAAUUCUCCCGACUUGUUGUUUGCACGUAAUAAUAAUAAUUUAAAGGAGAUGGAUAAAUUUUCGCCAAUAUCAAUAACUUCACCAUCUCUUUUGAUUCCAACAGCUGGUGGAUCGUCUUCAGCGGCAGCUCAGAUUGACUAUAAUUAUGCUAACCACUCUACCUUGAUUUUCCAAAUAUACAAGGUACUUCGAAAUCUUCAAACAAUGCAUAUUGACAGAGAAGACGAGACAAGCAGGCUUGAUUCUCUUUCUUUAAAGGUUAAAAAGGAGAUUGGAGUGCAGAUUGACGAUAAUGGGUUCAAGCAGUUACUGAUGGAUACGCAAGUGCUAACGACAAAGUCAUUUGCCAAAUGGAACUGGGAGGCAUUAACUGUUUUAAUUCAGGGACCACUACUGAACCCAAAGAGGCUUGAAGAGGCCAUUAAGACCACCAAAUUUAUGAAGCGUUUGAUGUCGUUUUACAGGCCAUUUAAGUAUCGAUUUUCGUCGAUUAAAAAUACGCGUGCUAAUCAAAAGUGUGUCAAGGUUGGUCAAGCGUUGUUCAACACACUGCUUCAGACUAACGAGGGUAUCAGAUACCUUAUGGAGAACAAGCUGUUACGUCAAAUUGCAGAGUGUUUGGCACAAAUUGAUCCCAUGAGUGGUAUCACCUCUCAAGACCCUUUGUUUUCUACACGGUGGUUGGAAAACACCCUGACUGGGGGUUACUUUAGUCUUUUAGGUACAUUAAGCGGUGACCCGAAUGGCAUGAUGAUGAUGGAACGCUGGCGUAUGUUUAGUAUGUUUUAUCACAUUAGCGAGUUGCGAAGCCGCGAGGAUCUGCUGCAGGCCUUUUUGUGCAACAUGAAUUACGACUUACACGGCCACCCGCGCAUCAUUUUGUCCAAGGUGCUUACUACGGGCCAAAAGAAUGUACGCUUGUUUUGUACCUCACACUUGCGCAACCUGUGCAAAUCGCCCAAAGAGACACAAAAGUGGGCAAUUCGGUUGCUGGCGACCCAACUAUUUGACCCUGAGUUGGAGGUUUGCAAGCUUGCGGUGGAGGUGCUUGAGGAGUUUUGCAGGGACACUGAAAACCUGGAGUAUUUUGUGUCUCUUCAACCUUCACUCAGCCAUAUUGGUGACAUUGGGAAUCCAUUGCUGCUUAUGUUUCUUUCCACUUCUCAUGGGUUCAAGUAUCUCAAAGAUAUUGACUAUAUUCAUAGUGAGAUGGACAACUGGUUUUAUGGUCAAAACGAUGUUUAUGUUGGUCGUGUGGAGGAAUACUUGGAGCGGUCUCAAAAGAUGAAUGCGUUUUCCAAGCCCACUACGUCGCAGACACCUUCAGCCACUCAACAAUCUUUUCAAACCUAUACUGAAGAGGUUCCUCGACACUUCUAUGGUGAGCUUACACAGACUGAUGAGGGCUGCCAUUUGCUGCGUGAAAAGGGUCAUUACGAAAAGUUAUGUAACUUUGUGCGCAAGUACGGGUUAGUGACUAAUGACAGCGAGAUUAUCACUCAGCUCAAAGGAAGCUUGUGGGCUUUAGGUCACGCAUCAUCGAAUCCACUGGGUGCACCCUUUUUGGAGGAAACUGACAUCACUAAGGACAUUAUAAGGGUAAUGGAGGAGUCGAAGAUUUAUAGUGUCAAGGGCACAGCAUUUUAUGUGCUUGGGCUGAUUUCUUCGACGGUUGAAGGUGCCGAGAUUUUAGACGGGUAUGGUUGGGAAACGGUGAUGAAGUCUUUAGAUACGUCGACGGGGAUUUGCAUUCCACGGGUGCUUGAACAGUUGUUUUUGUCUGAAAACCCUGGAGCCACGGGAGACGGUCAAGGCGAGGAGAUUAGUGAAGAGGAUAUGAUUGAGGAGGCAUUCCCAGUUUUCCAUAAUGACAUUGUGAACCGAGCCAUUAUUAAAGCAGUAUCCGAUUUGAGCAACCAGAUUCUUGCGAAUGAGGCGUCCAAGAGACUUGUACAAAUUUCGCGAAAGUACACAACACGGUUUCAGUCGUCAGCGAUUUUCCUUGAGAUUAUGGGACUGCUUGGUAAGUACCGAUACCGGCUUCCGAUCCGGAGGUUUUUGUUUGAGAUAUUUGAUUCGACUCAUAUUUUGGAGAGCUUAUCGCGGAAGCACCGUGGUGACGGGCACCAGAAACGGCGACACGGGACAAUAGAGUCGAAUAAGUCUGGACAUGAGGACCAAACCAACGGUGGUCGACGGAGCAAGAAUACCAGCACAUCUUCGAAAGAUGACAAUCAGCAGCAGCAGCAGCAGCAGCAGCAGCAACAGCAACAACAACAGCAGCAUUUGCAGCAGUAG
This is a messenger RNA of Magnusiomyces paraingens, 4950 nucleotides long. RefSeq lists its product as uncharacterized. The record is from RefSeq and is a predicted model, not a curated record. The coding region runs from base 1 to 4950 and encodes 1649 amino acids. The transcript is spliced from 2 exons. Gene Ontology annotation, biological process: TORC2 signaling. Lineage: Eukaryota; Fungi; Ascomycota; Dipodascomycetes; Dipodascales; Dipodascaceae. Gene Ontology annotation, cellular component: TORC2 complex.